AUGAAGAAAGAGCACAUCCUGUUUGACAAUUUCCCCUUGACGUUCCUGAGUGACGAGGUAGACUACAGCAACUUCGAAGAUGAGCAGGAGAAGAGCUACCGUGAACAAGUUGCAAAAAUGACGGAGGAAUUGAAGUCGUUAAGAAUAGAAAUCACAGAGAAGCAUUCCAUAAGGAGCAUGUUAGAAGAAAAAGUAGCCAUGCUGCAAAAUGAGCAACAGAUUAAGCAAAACAACCUCAAGUAUGUUCUGAACUUUUGCGACAAACAAAUGUAUGAACGUGAACUAGCCAACUGGCACAACAACUUAGAAAACCUGAGGAAGCAAAUCCAAAAUAGCAAUUGCAAAAUUAAGCUGCUCAUUGAAAAGGAAUUCAAGGUGAGGAAGCAGCUGCAACUCAGAUAUAUGAAGCUCUACGACCUGCUCAAUGAGCGCGUUCGUUACAUCCUCACAGAUUACUUGAAACACCGCAAGUGCGCCUGCGCGAUAUUUGCCUACCGUCAGGAGGGGAAGGAUUAG
This is a messenger RNA of Plasmodium fragile, 516 nucleotides long. RefSeq lists its product as uncharacterized. The transcript has a single exon. NCBI's taxonomy places the organism in Eukaryota, Apicomplexa, Aconoidasida, Haemosporida, Plasmodiidae. The record is from RefSeq and is a predicted model, not a curated record. Bases 1 to 516 code for a protein of 171 amino acids.